AUGAUGCGAGUGAUUGUCGCCCUUCUCCUCCCCUACUACACUGUCGCAUACCCCGCCAAAAUACCAAUUCGUAAGUUAACCACCUACUCAUGUGACACUUACCGUUCUCUCAGAGUCAUUCACAACACCUGGAGAUCGAGAACAGGGCGUCAACUCGGUUCUGAAUUACACCGUGACGAGGCUCAACAGCGAAACUCAGAAUCCGUUUCUGUUGGACUAUGCCGACAAAACGCUGAGGAAAGCUGCCGGAGAUGGGUGGGGAGUUAUGCAAACAGGUAGUUAAUUGACUUCAUAAUAACUCUUGAAUUUUUUAAAGUUUUGACUAACUUAAUGAGUAACUAUUGGUACUUUUCAAAGCCUUAGCAUUAAAAAAACAUAUUUUCGCUUGUGUUAAUGAAUUACAAGUACGGUAAAAAACUUUUAUGGUUUAGUAUGUGAUGCUAUGGAAAACGGGUUUAUGACGAUGAUUGUGGGAGACAAUCAACGUCAUCAUCAAGCUUAUAUCAAUGUUGCCAAUACGAUGGAAAUGCCUCUGAUCAAUUGGGAUCUGUCGUAUCAAAGAAGGUUAUAUUCACCGACUACAAAGUAACCUUUUGAAUUCUAUUUUAAUGCUUAUUGAACCACUGUUAUCGCUAUUUUGAUUUUUUCUAGUUUUGAAGUCAGUUUGAAGCCUCCAAACGCUGAAUUGUUGGCUGAUUUGAUAGUUCUUAAGAAGUGGGACACUUUUGUUUACAUGCACGAUGUAGAUAACGCAGAUGAAGCGGCUCAAAAUGUGCAGAGGAUCUACAAUCACCUACAGAAGGUCACGAACAAAACGAUAACUUCUGAAAUUAUUCAGAUGACUCAGGAAACAAAAGACUUUUCGGAGUUUUUGGUACAGUUCAACAUACGACGAGUUACCAACAAGGGCGACAGUAAUGUAAGCAAAACCUUUUUAUUGUCUAAAAGUACAAAAUGCAUUAUUAUGUUUGACGUAGAAGUGUUCAAAAGUAUUGUUUUAGCCAUGUCGAGUAAUAAUUGACACUGCCAGUGCCUUCCGACAGCAAGAGAUCCUGAAGUCGAUCAGGGCGGCUCAGUUCAACCAGGCAGACUAUCACUACAUAUUAGCUAAUUUUGUAAGUGAUACUUAGAUUGUAAUUUACAUAUUUUUUGAAUUUUUUUAUAAUACUAUUAUUCAUGUUUCACUAACGUUGACUUUAGGAUUUGCUGCCUUACGACGUGGAAAAGUUCCAGAACGCAAACAUUAAUAUAACGGGUUUCCAAAUCGUUGACAGAGAGAGCAUCGAGUACGAACAUCUCCGCCGCUUCCUACAUCAACACGACCAUCUGGAGGAGGAGGAACAACAAGGACUACAAGCACGACUCGCCUUCGUGCACGAUGCUGUUCUCGUGGCGAAGACGGCAUUGGAAGGAACGCUACGGAAAAAUGAUUCCUUGUUUCAUCACAACUUCAGGCACGGUGAACUAUACAACCAAGGCUUUCCGGGUCUAUUCUGUCAUCCUCAAACAGACAAAAGAAACCCCGGAAGACCGUUUGCACCAUUUGAGCACGGCCGUGCUAUUCUCAGGGAGCUACAUCAGGUAAGAAGGGUGAAAGAUUACUCGAAAAGUAACGUCAACAAAUGCGACAAGAGAAGAUACACUUUUCAAAGUGAAAGUUUAAAAGCGUAAAUUCAAAAAAUAUCAUUUCAAAUAAAUUUUGAUAAUUUUAAAAGCAACAUACUUCGCAUAAAAUUACCUCGGAAAGACUAAAAAAAUACGCAAUUUCACUAUUUCAGCUACGACUAACAGAAGCAGAAGGCGCACUAACAGGAACCGUAGAAUUCGACCGUAACGGCGAUCGUCGCAACUUCCAAGUCACGGUGAUUGACCUAAUAUCCAACCUCAAGAGCUCGUUCAAUAAGAAGGAGAUCUUCGCGUGGAAACAGUCCUUCGGCUUCUUGAACAACCAGACUGUAGCUCAACAUACUCGCAAGAAUCUGAGUGAAUUGGACCGUACCAAGGUGGUCCGAGUGGUCAGUACCAUCGUGGAGCCGUUCGUCAUGAUAAAACGAGAUUGCGAGAACUCCAAUGCUACAGAAUGUCUGGGCAACGCCAAGUUUGAAGGAUUCUGCAUCGAUCUGCUGAAGUUGUUGAGGGAUCGGAUCCCAGAAUUCAACUACAUCAUCCAGUUGAACAAACAGAACAAGUACGGUGUGAAACAGCCGGACGGCAGCUGGGAUGGGCUGGUUGGCGACUUGCUCAGAGGAGAAGCUGAUGUAGCCGUAGCUUCUUUGACGAUAAACCAGGUAUUUGUAGCCACAAAAUUAAGAUUCACAGUUUUAGGACAGAGAACGAGUGGUCGACUUCAGUAAGCCGUACAUGACGACAGGUAUCUCCAUCAUGAUCAAGAAGCCAGAUAAACAAGAGUUCUCAGUAUUCUCUUUCAUGCAACCGUUGAGUACCGAGAUUUGGAUGUACAUCAUCUUCGCGUACGUAGGAGUAUCUGUGGUCAUCUUCUUGGUGUCACGGUUCAGUCCGUACGAAUGGAGAGUAGAAGAAAUGUCAAACGGUGGAUUCACAAUCUCAAAUGACUUUUCUGUUUACAAUUGUUUGUGGUUUACAUUGGCUGCUUUCAUGCAACAGGGCACUGACAUCUUGCCUCGGUAUGUUCAUUUUUAUGCGAUUUUUGUUAGUUACGAUGAUCAAUAAUCAGAAAUUAAAAUUUUCAAAAAUCAAUUUUUGAGUAUUGUUACAUUUUAUCUUAGGUCGAUAAGUGGUCGAAUUGCCAGUAGUGCGUGGUGGUUCUUUACCAUGAUUAUCGUAUCUUCGUACACUGCCAACCUGGCCGCUUUUCUAACGUUGGAGAAAAUGCAAGCUCCAAUAGAAAGUGUCGAAGAUCUGGCCAAACAGACCAAAAUCAAAUACGGUAUUCAACAAGGAGGAUCUACUGCACAAUUUUUUAAAGUACGUUCAGUAUCACUUAUGUAUUACUCCACCUAUUAAGUAUCUAUUAAGUAACUUAGCAAAACAAAAAUAUGUUUUUUUAUUUUACCUACUGGUAUAAUGAUGUUUUCUUUUUUAGUACUCUUCGGUGCAAACAUACCAAAGAAUGUGGCGAUUUAUGGAAUCACAAGUCCCUUCUGUCUUCACGAACAACUACGCAGAAGGUAUAGAAAGGGUGAGGACACAUAAAGGAAGGUACGCUUUCUUGCUCGAAGCUACUGCCAACGAAUAUGCUAACACUAGGAAGCCUUGUGACACCAUGAAGGUUGGAGCCAACCUUAACAGCGUUGGUUACGGCGUAGCAACUCCAUUUGGAUCAGAAUGGAAGUAAGACAAUGCAGCUUAUAACCAACCACUUUAUGUCAUCCUACAAACUAGUUACUGUCUAAAUAAUACGGAGUUAUUCUUGCAGAGACCUGAUAAACUUGGCGAUAUUGGCAUUACAAGAAAGAGGAGAACUCAAGAAGCUAGAAAACAAAUGGUGGUACGAUAGAGGACAGUGCGAUCAAGGAAUAUCGGUAACUCCUAAACUAAUAUUCAAAUUCCACCUGUUUUAGGAUGGCUCCAGUGCCAGUUUGAACUUGAGUAAAGUAGCCGGUAUCUUCUACAUCUUAAUGGGGGGUAUGAUAAUAUCCAUGAUAGCGGCAAUUGGCGAGUUCCUAUACCGAAGUCGGAUAGAAGCACGUAAAGGUCAAUUGUCGUCGAUGGUAAGAACAAAGCAAAAGAUAACAUCGACUUUCAGAAAAACCUAAAAGCAUCCUUUUAUGGGCAAUUACGGCUCUCGAUGCAGGGCGGAGCGGUGGUUCAUGAAGGAAAUAGUGUUCACGAAGCCUUGACCAAACACAAGGUAAGUUCAAAGUGCCAUCCGUAAUUACACUCGAUAGGCGUCAUCGCUGUUACCCGCGAAUUACAACGAACCCAUACAAGCCGGGUCAUUGCCAACCAAAAAGCAAAACAACCCGGACGGCAAAUCAGCUGGCCAGAACAACAAUAACGCGCGCAGUAAUUCUGUCAAAAAGUCUCAUCUCAAAACAUAUAAUACGGCUGUAUAA
Messenger RNA from Bursaphelenchus okinawaensis, 4037 nucleotides. The record is from the annotation of a GenBank genome assembly. NCBI's taxonomy places the organism in Eukaryota, Metazoa, Nematoda, Chromadorea, Rhabditida, Aphelenchoididae.